CGGUUAUAACGUAUACUCGUAUGCCUAUACUGUGAACUUUCUUUACCUUCCGUCAGACGUGCACCCAAAAAACUUAUCCAUGUCUACGAGUUCCAGCGUAGGACCAGCCGGACCCUCGAGCGACGAUGUCUUCCGAUCACCACCGGCGAUGAUCUCAGGCGAUUCCACCUCAUCUUCCUCUUCCUCUUCCUCUUCCUCUUCCUCGUCCUUCUCGCUCUCCGCUCUAACUCAGGCCUUUCCUUUCUCCUCCGGAAACCCUAGGAUCGAGGAGACUCGCGGCGUCAUGCACCUCUAUCGCGACGACGCCGUUUCCUCCUCCUCCUCCGAUCUCCCCGUUGGAAGGAAGCCUCUUGUUUGCGUUCUCGGAGUUCCAAAUUAUAUGACAUAUGCAGAUUUCUGCCAGUUCUGUGGUUCAUUCAUUAAUCAUAUCUUAGAGAUGAGAAUUGUCAGAAAUGAUGGAAUGGAGGAUCGAUACAGUAUUUUGAUUAGGUUUGAUAGUCAGGAGUCCACCGAUAAUUUCUACAGGCAUUUCAAUGGGAGGCGAUUUUCAUCCCUAGAGGCAGAGGUUUGCCGUGUGCUUUUCACAGUGGAUGUCCAGUACACAGGCUCUAUUGAACAUGAGCAGGCAACCCCUGCAAGCUCAACUGAUCAGCCUGCUUGUCCAGUUUGUCUUGAGAGAUUAGACCAAGACAUGAAUGGCAUUCUCACAACCAUCUGCAAUCAUUCUUUUCACUGCUCUUGUAUCUCAAUGUGGACGGAUUCUUCUUGUCCGGUUUGCCGGUAUUGUCAGCAGCAGCCUGAAAAAUCAAUAUGUUCUGUUUGUCAAACUUCUGAGAAUCUCUGGAUUUGUGUUAUCUGUGGCUUUGUUGGCUGUGGGAGGUAUGAAGGAGGGCAUGCCAUAGUACAUUGGAAAGAAACACAGCAUUGCUAUUCUCUCGAAGUGGAAACACAACGAGUGUGGGAUUAUGUGGGUGACAACUAUGUUCACCGACUGAUUCAGUCCAAAACUGAUGGAAAGUUGGUUGAGUUGAAUGCCCACUGCACCCUUGAUAGUGAUGCGUGUGGAAGUUGUGAAUCCACAGAUUCUGGACUUAGUGAGGCCCUUUUGAACAGUAGAGUGGAAGCUAUUGUUAAUGAAUACAACGAAUUGCUUGCCACUCAACUUGAGAAUCAAAAAUUAUACUUUGAGUCCCUACUGCAAGAUAUCAAAGAAGAAACUGAAAGAGAAAUUUCUAAAGCUGUGGACAAGGCUGUCGGUCAAAAACUUCAGAAGAUGCAGGCUAAGCUGGAUAGAUGUGUUAAAGAAAAGGAAAUUCUUGAUGAUCUUAAUGAGAGUCUUUUGAAAAAUCAGGAGAUUUGGAAAGCAAAGAUACUUGAAAUAGAAGAAAGAGGGAAAAAGGCUUUGAAACUGAAAGAUGAUAAAAUACGAGACUCGGAAGAACAGCUUAGAGAUCUGAUGGUAUUCCUUGAAGCUGGGAAGACGAUGGAGGAGUUAUCAUUGUCAAGUGAAAUUAAGGAUGGCACUGUUUUGUCAAUACCAAUGGAGGAGACCUCUUCGAGCAGCAGCACUAAGGAGGGAAAGAAGGUUAAUAACAGCCGAAAAAGCUGAGGAUCUUCGGAAACUAUACGGGGAGUAAAGGAAAGAAAGAUGAGCUAGUGGAAUCCACUUUUAUUUUUCUUCUAGGAGGGAAAAAAAAAACACGAAAAUAUGAGCAGUGGCUCACACAUGUGUAUCCUUUCUGGAUGUGCUUUUAUCAAGUUUCCAAACUAGAUUUUGUAAAUACAUUAUUUUAAUGUGAGCUUUGAGCAUGUGUCAAUAUCCUAA
Juglans microcarpa x Juglans regia is the source of this 1825-nucleotide messenger RNA. Its product is annotated as BRAP2 RING ZnF UBP domain-containing protein 2. The coding region runs from base 80 to 1609 and encodes 509 amino acids. The record is from RefSeq and is a predicted model, not a curated record. Gene Ontology annotation, cellular component: cytoplasm. Gene Ontology annotation, molecular function: zinc ion binding; ubiquitin protein ligase activity. The transcript is spliced from 12 exons. Gene Ontology annotation, biological process: protein ubiquitination; Ras protein signal transduction. NCBI's taxonomy places the organism in Eukaryota, Viridiplantae, Streptophyta, Magnoliopsida, Fagales, Juglandaceae.